GGUUCCGGUAUAAACAAAAAUGAAAACAUUGUGAAAAUAAUAUGGAUGGGAGAGCGUUCGAGAACAAAUUUUCUGCAUAUGAUGGCAAGUCUCUUGUCGGUGACGAUGGGAAGUUAUUGGUUGGCCAACAAGAAGUGCUGAGGUCACACAUAGAUAGAUUGUUACAGAAAUUGAACACUGGUUUAGAUGAAGAUGCUGACACUAACUACUCUGUCUACACCGGCAUGGGAGGUAUUGCCUUUCUUCAUUGGCACAUGUACAACAAACUUGAUAAAGAUCCACAGUACCUGGAACAAGCCUACAGCUACAUCAAGCACCAUCUACGACACCUGAAAGGAAGGAGAGUGACCUUCUUAUGUGGGGAUGCUGGGCCUCUGGCUCUGGGCGCUGUGGUUUGUAGUGAGAUGGGCAAGGCUGACAAAUCACAGGAGCUGGUUGAAAGACUGGAAGCCAUGCACGAUGGUGUGUGUUCAGAUCGUAAUCUUCCUGACGAGAUCCUUUUUGGCCGGGCUGGUUACUUGAGUGCUCUUCUAUUUGUGCAGCACCAUCUAGGGGCCGACACGAUAGACAACUCUAUAAUAUAUAAAAUUUUCCAGUCUGUGAUAGACAGAGGGCGAGGUCUGUCGAGGGAGAAGGGGUUCCACCACCCCCUGAUGUACCAGUGGCAUGACAAGUACUAUCUGGGUGCGGCUCACGGUCUGGCCGGAAUACUCACCACACUGAUGCAGGUUCAAGAUCCCACAGGGAAGUACAAGUCCAUGCUUAUAGACUUUGUGAAGCCGAGUGUGGACUAUAUGCUAGAUUUAAGGUACCCAUCUGGAAAUGGACCUUCUUCCCUGAAAAGUGAAAAUGGAGACAAACUUAUACACUGGUGUCAUGGAGCUCCAGGCUGGAUUCACCUGUUUGUCUCUGCGUAUAAGACGUUUACAGACUCCAAAUACCUGGACGCAGCCAAGAAAUGUGCAGACGUGAUAUGGGAACGUGGACUUCUAAAGAAGGGGUACGGAAUCUGUCAUGGUACAGCUGGCAACGCCUACGCUUUUCUGACUAUGUACAAACUGACCAGCAACCAGGAGUAUCUCUACAAGGCAUACAAAUUUGCGGAAUGGUGCUUUGACUAUGAAAAACAUGGAUGUCAUACGGCCGACACCCCAUUCUCACUGUUUGAAGGUAUGGCAGGUACCAUAUAUUUCCUAAUUGAUCUGCUGGAUCCUUCCAAAGCAUAUUUCCCGGCCUUUGAACUGUGACGGAAACAUACCUAGUAUGAUUUGACUUUUUAGGUAGCAAUCGAUGCUGUCUACGUAUGCUUGUGAACUGCGUUCUCAAUUGAUAAAAUUUGUAUUGCAUAAUAUCUGCAUGCUUUGUGAAGUGUUUUCAACUACCGGUAUCUUGUCAAUUAUGGAUGAACUAUGAAAACAGAUUUCGAGGAAAGUUUUAUUUAUGAGAUUAACAUCGAAAUAUUUAUCACUUUAUUUACAGUGAUGAUUAUUUUCAAGAUGUUCCUUACCCGCCAAUUUGUGUAAACGUUUUAUUUCACGAUAAUAAUUACCGCAAAAUAUAUAUACAUGUCCAAUAUUCAUGUGUUCUGGAAUAAAUUGUUU
Mizuhopecten yessoensis (Yesso scallop) is the source of this 1601-nucleotide messenger RNA. Its product is annotated as lanC-like protein 1. The transcript is spliced from 9 exons. Gene Ontology annotation, biological process: carbohydrate metabolic process; peptide modification. Bases 42 to 1247 code for a protein of 401 amino acids. Gene Ontology annotation, cellular component: plasma membrane. The record is from RefSeq and is a predicted model, not a curated record. NCBI's taxonomy places the organism in Eukaryota, Metazoa, Mollusca, Bivalvia, Pectinida, Pectinidae.